UGUCUUUGGAGAAUUUCUCGGGUUUGGGCCAAAGACACAUACCCAGGUCCAGUGGAAGUGACUGUGAACCAGGCUAUUCCAUAGUUGAAGCAAGCUGCUUAUAGAGAGAAAAGAGGAGCUUCUUCCCUCCCGGUUCUGUGGCUUUAGACAACCACUGGCUGAGCUCAGCAAUACUUAGGAACUCACUUUGUUGGGGAGAAGAAAGGUCACUUUGGAGCUCAAAGCAGCCAGAGGGCCCUAGUUGAAACUGUUGGAACUGCAGACCAAUUCCUCUCACCCUGUCUUUGGACUUUACAAAGCAAGAAAUUUUCUCAGGAGACAGGCCCUGCCAUUAAAGCAUCCACGGAUGUGCUGGACUUUACCACUGUUAGCAGUGGUGGGCCUGCUGUGGAAACAGAGUCCCAAGGCCCAGAUGACUAUACAUCUAUUUCUCCAUGGACUUUAUGUCUGCAAAUCUAGCAAGAAGGAAGUCUCAAGAACUACUUACAGCAAAUCCUCUCUACUUCUAGUCCUGAUGACACCCAGCCAUACCCAUCUUUUGCUGGAACUGCAAAAACAAUCUAAGAGCCCAUACAAUCUAGUUUAGAGGCUAUUUCUAUUUCCAGAGAAUUGCUGAGGGUAUGCUUUAAAAAGUUCUUUGGUUUGGGGCGGGGGGCAUUUUUUUGGCUGCACUGGUAUUUAGUCGCAGCAUGUGAACUCUUAGUUGCAGUAUGUGGAAUCUAGUUCCCUGACCAGGGAUGGAACCUGGACCCCUGCAUUGGGAGCACUGAGCCACUGGACCACCAGGGAAGUUCCCUAGGGUACACUUUCUUUAUCUAUAACAGGACCCUCUUCUCUAUGACAGGGAGGAACAAAGUGCUAUGCACAUAUGCUGUUUUUACCAUGCAGUCACUACCUGGCCAACAGCAUCACACAUGUAUUAGUUCCUCCAAGGCAUUUUGCUGGAUGAGCACCCACUAGGUGUUCACCCCCUCGGCCUAAAAUUCCCCCUUCCCCAGAACUGAGGAGAGAUCUCCCGGGAGAUUGUGUUAGUUGACUCAAGUUUUCAAGAAGCAGUUUGGCAAUAUGUAGCAAGAGCCAUAAAAAUGUUCAUACUUUUUGACCCAACACACUUCUGGGAAUCUGUCCUAAGGACAUUUUCCAAAUGAUUGAUACAGAGAUUAUGUAGUAAUAUGAAAUGUUUAUGAUGUAAUCAUAAACAAAUUGGAAGAAUUGACCAAGAUAUUGGCCAGAGAUAAUAGUAGUUGUGUUACAGUAAUGCAUUUAUUGGAGAUUCUUUUUAUCUUUCUCAAACUUUACAUGCUGGUAUAUUGAUUUUACCCUCCUCUGCCAUUCAGGGUUAGUCAGUCCGGAACCUGCAGAAACAGCAUGCUCAGAGGCCAGAUAGUUGAUGAAAGUUUAAUAAAGGGACUAUUUUCUGUUUCCAAGUCAUUUCCAAGACUAGUUUCUGCAACUCUCAAAUGACUCAUUCAACAAUUAUUGAACACCCACUUAUUUCUAGUGAGGCAGGCAGACUUUCAAGUACAUAAAUUGUAUCAAAUGCAAUAAUAUAUAAAUUAAGUGUUACAAGGAGCACAAAGAAAGAUGUGCUUUCUGUUAGGAGGGUGGUGUGAAUCAAGAAAGGCUUCAAAGGGACAUGGUUAACAUCUCAGUUUCAGGGUUUUUUUGUUUUGGUUUUUGGUUUUGGAGGUUGGCCACACCACUCGAGCCUGUUCCCCCACUAGGGACUGAACCCCGUUACUUUGGCAGUGAAAGCGCAAAGGCCUAAUCACUGGACUGCCAGCGAGUUCCCUCAAGUUCAGUUUUGAAGAUGGUCUGCCAAAGCAAAAGGGCCCCAACAUGUACAAAGGCAGAAAUACAUGGCAUAACAUGGUGGGUUUAGGAAAUUCCGUGUAACUCUGCAGGGCUGGAAGGAACACGGGGUGGGUGUGAAGGAACUAUGGGAGAGAAGAUUUUAGAUCCUGCAGGGCCCUAUACUCCACGUGGGCUUUGUGUUUUGGAGCUGUAAUCAGAUUUGCAUUUUAGAGAGAUGACUAUGGCCUCAAUGGAGAGAAGGAACUGAAUGGGGAGAGAAUGCACGCAGAGAACUGUAGAAAUAAGUCUUUGGGUCUUGGCUGGGUCGACACCUCUUAGCACUGAUCUCUCCUGACUUACAUUUGGCCAACGCCUCGCCUCUCCAGGAUCUCCCUCCCUCCUCCUCCCCGAAGGCCCGGCGGACGCGCGGGCGGGGAAGCAAGGCAAAGGGUGGCCCUGCCUGGGUGGUCUCCUGCCCCGCCCCCCCGCGGCGCCGUUGCCUAGCAGCAGAUCCGGCCGCUAGGCUCCGGGUAAUUUGCGGGAGACUCAGCCAAUGGGAGGGCGUAGCCCAAGCCCGCUCCCUUUUUCUGGGACUGCAGAAGCUUCCUCGGCACUGCGGUUCCCGUUCCCGGCUAGUUCCUACACGCGGGACCCACUUCGGCUCCGGCUCUGCGCCCCGAGCCGCACUGCCGCACUCCUCACGCUCGCGGACACCACUGCAUACCCGUACCCGCGUCUUAGCGGCCCCGCUGAAUUCCGACGCGUAGCUCAGCGGUACACCGGACCAGGCCAGUCUAUGGGGGCUCCCAGAUAACGCAGGUUGGGGGCUCCCAUGCCCCCCCAUACCCGCCAGCAUGGCUCGGCCGCCACCUCUCGGGGAGCUGCCCCCGGGCUACACACCCCCAGCUCGACCUGCAACACCCCAGAUCCUAGCUGGGAGCCUGAAGGCUCCGCUCUGGCUCCGUGCUUACUUCCAGGGCCUGCUCUUCUCUUUGGGCUGCGGGAUCCAGAGACACUGUGGCAAAGUGCUCUUCCUGGGACUGUUGGCCUUUGGGGCCCUAGCACUGGGUCUCCGCGUGGCCAUCAUUGAGACAGACCUAGAACAGCUCUGGGUGGAAGUGGGCAGCCGGGUGAGCCAGGAACUGGAAUACACCAAGGAGAAGCUGGGGGAGGAGGCUGCGUAUACCUCCCAGAUGUUGAUACAGACCCCGCGCCAGGAGGGGGAGAACGUCCUCACGCCCGAGGCACUUGACCUCCACCUCCAGGCAGCCCUCACCGCCAGUAAAGUGCAAGUAUCCCUCUAUGGAAAGUCCUGGGAUCUGAACAAAAUCUGCUACAAGUCAGGAGUUCCCCUAAUUGAAAAUGGAAUGAUUGAGCGGAUGAUUGAGAAGCUGUUUCCCUGCGUGAUCCUCACCCCCCUCGACUGCUUCUGGGAGGGAGCCAAACUCCAAGGGGGCUCUGCCUACUUGCCGGGCCGCCCAGACAUCCAGUGGACCAACCUGGACCCAGAGCAGCUGCUUGAGGAGCUGGGCCCCUUUGCCUCCCUUGAGGGCUUCCGGGAGCUGCUAGACAAGGCACAGGUGGGCCAGGCCUACGUGGGUCGGCCCUGUCUGCACCCUGACGACCUCCACUGCCCACCUAGUGCCCCUAACCAUCACAGCAAGCAGGCUCCCAACGUGGCUCAGGAGUUGAGUGGGGGCUGCCAUGGCUUCUCCCACAAGUUUAUGCACUGGCAGGAGGAGCUGCUGCUGGGAGGCAUGGCCAGAGACCCCCAAGGACAGCUGCUGAGGGCAGAGGCCCUGCAGAGCACCUUCCUGCUAAUGAGCCCCCGCCAGCUCUACGAGCACUUCCGAGGUGACUACCAGACGCAUGACAUCGGCUGGAGCGAGGAGCAGGCCGGCACGGUCCUUCAGGCCUGGCAGCGACGCUUUGUGCAGCUGGCCCAGGAGGCCCUGCCCGAGAACGCAUCCCAGCAGAUUCACGCCUUCUCCUCUACCACCCUGGAUGACAUCCUGCACGCCUUCUCUGAAGUCAGCGCUGCUCGCGUGGCGGGGGGCUACCUGCUCAUGCUAGCCUAUGCCUGUGUGACGAUGCUGCGGUGGGACUGUGCUCAGUCCCAGGGUGCAGUGGGCCUCGCUGGUGUGCUGCUGGUGGCCCUGGCAGUGGCCUCGGGCCUGGGGCUCUGUGCCCUGUUGGGCAUCGCCUUCAACGCUGCCACUACCCAGGUGCUGCCUUUCUUGGCACUGGGCAUCGGCGUGGACGACAUAUUCCUGCUGGCACACGCCUUCACAGAGGCUCCACCUGGCACCCCUCUCCAGGAGCGCACGGGGGAGUGUCUGCGGCGCACAGGCACCGGUGUCACACUCACAUCCGUCAACAAUAUGGUCGCCUUCUUCAUGGCCGCCCUAGUCCCCAUCCCUGCACUUCGGGCCUUCUCCUUGCAGGCAGCCAUAGUGGUGGGCUGCAACUUUGCAGCCGUGAUGCUUGUCUUCCCAGCGGUCCUCAGCCUGGACCUGCAGCGGCGCCACUGCCGGCGCCUGGAUGUGCUCUGCUGCUUCUCUAGCCCCUGCUCUGCUCGGGUGAUUCAGAUUCUGCCCCAGGAGCUGGGGAACGGGACGGUACCAGUGGGCGUUGCCCACCUGACUGCCACGGUUCAAGCCUUUGCCCACUGUGAAGCCAGCAGCCAACAUGUGGUCACCAUCUUGCCUCCCCAAGCUCACCUGGUGCCGCCACCUUCUGACCCUUUGGGCUCUGAGCUCUUCAGCCCAGGAGGGUCCACACGGGACCUUCUAGGGCAGGAGGAGGGGACAGGGCAGAAGGCAGCCUGCAAGUCCCUGCCCUGUGCCCGCUGGAAUCUUGCCCAUUUCGCCCGCUCUCAGUUUGCACCCUUGUUGCUCCAGUCCCCCACCAAGCUUAGUCACCUUUCCCCACAGGCUGUAGUACUGGCACUUUUUGGGGCUCUCCUGGGCCUGAGCCUCUAUGGAGCGACCUUGGUGCAGGACGGUCUGGCCCUGACUGAUGUGGUGCCGCGUGGCACCAAGGAGCAUGCCUUCCUGAGCGCCCAGCUCAGGUACUUCUCUCUGUACGAGGUGGCUCUGGUGACACAGGGUGGCUUUGACUACGCCCACUCCCAACGCGCCCUCUUUGAUCUGCACCAGCGCUUCAGUUCCCUCAAGGCCGUGCUGCCCCCACCGGCCACCCAGGCACCCCGCACCUGGCUGCACUACUACCGCAGCUGGCUACAGGGAAUCCAGGCUGCGUUUGACCAGGACUGGGCUUCUGGGCGCAUCACCCGCCACUCAUACCGCAAUGGCUCUGAGGAUGGGGCCCUGGCAUACAAGCUGCUUGUCCAGACCGGGGAUGCCCAGGAGCCUCUAGAUUUCAGCCAGCUGACCACCAAGAAGCUGGUGGACAAGGAAGGGCUGAUCCCACCCGAGCUCUUCUACAUGGGGCUGACCGUGUGGGUGAGCAGUGACCCCCUGGGUCUGGCAGCCUCACAGGCCAACUUCUAUCCCCCACCUCCUGAGUGGCUGCAUGACAAGUACGAUACCACGGGGGAGAAUCUUCGCAUCCCGGCGGCCCAGCCCUUGGAGUUUGCCCAGUUCCCCUUCCUCCUGCGCGGCCUCCAGAAGACUGCAGACUUCGUGGAGGCCAUCGAGGGGGCCCGGGCAGCGUGUGCCGAGGCCGGCCAGGCCGGGGUGCAUGCCUACCCCAGCGGCUCCCCCUUCCUCUUCUGGGAGCAGUACCUGAGCCUGCGGCGCUGCUUCCUGCUGGCGGUCUGCAUCCUGCUGCUGUGUACUUUCCUCGUCUGUGCCCUGCUGCUGCUCAACCCCUGGACGGCUGCGCUCAUAGUACUGGUCCUGGCGAUGAUGACUGUGGAGCUCUUUGGCAUCAUGGGUUUCCUGGGCAUCAAGCUGAGUGCCAUCCCGGUGGUGAUUCUUGUGGCCUCCAUAGGCAUCGGUGUCGAGUUCACCGUCCACGUGGCUCUGGGCUUCCUGACCGCUCAGGGUAGCCGGAACCUGCGGGCUGCCCGGGCCCUGGAGCGCACAUUUGCCCCAGUGACCGAUGGGGCCAUCUCCACGUUGCUAGGUCUGCUCAUGCUUGCUGGCUCCAACUUUGACUUCAUCGUAAGGUACUUCUUUGUGGUGCUGACAAUACUUACACUCCUGGGCCUCCUCCACGGGCUCGUGCUGCUGCCGGUACUGCUGUCCAUCCUGGGCCCCCCACCAGAGCCUCUGAGGAGCCUACUUGGUCACCUGCUGCCACACCAGCUGCCAAUGGCCCCAGCAACCUCGGGUCUAGGGGACUGUGUCCAGCCACGGGGUGAAAGAGCAGCCAAAGCAUGGAGAUCCCAUUCAGGCCACAUGAAGUCAUUGGGAAGCAGUGGGGCAUUGCUGAAGACAGGGCGGACUCCUGGGGAGCCCUGCUGCUGCUGCCACCUCAUUCCCUCCCCAGAUGGGGCCAUCGGAGACCUCCCUGAAAUCCACACAAAGCCGCCACUGUCUAGGCCGUGAGCAGCCUUGCAUGCCCGGCUCUGGGCCUGGGCCUGUGUCUGGGUGGAGUAAAAGCCAGCACUUCAGGCUGCGGUGCAGCCCAGACCCCCCUACCCACCCGACACUGCUGCCCCCAGCAGACCAAGCCUGAGGGAUCGUUAGCACCCUUUGCUGGACCUGGUCCCCGCUGCUUGGUGACCCCUAAGGAGGCGCUCUGUAUCCCCGCCCAUCUCUCACCACAUAAAUUAUUUAUAUGGAGAUGUUUAUUUUUGUAGUUUGGAUGUUAGCUAUGCUGAAAGUUUUAUUUUUAAAAGAGUGAAAUAUAUUCUAUGUGAGCUCA
Messenger RNA from Bubalus bubalis (water buffalo), 6627 nucleotides. It is a transcript of the gene PTCH2, whose product is annotated as patched 2. Gene Ontology annotation, molecular function: hedgehog family protein binding; smoothened binding; hedgehog receptor activity. Gene Ontology annotation, biological process: smoothened signaling pathway. The transcript is spliced from 22 exons. Gene Ontology annotation, cellular component: plasma membrane. NCBI's taxonomy places the organism in Eukaryota, Metazoa, Chordata, Mammalia, Artiodactyla, Bovidae. The coding region runs from base 2649 to 6308 and encodes 1219 amino acids. The record is from RefSeq and is a predicted model, not a curated record.